AUGUAUACAAGCAAGCUACAGUUCCGUUGUGAGUUCACCAAACACGAUGCUGACGUGUUCUACACUACCAACUGGGUCGUUAACGGCGAACUUGUCCUCACUGAAGAUGCUAUGAAGUGGGACAAUGGUGAUGUUAUAGCCAAUCAUACUCUGACAGAGGCUAAACUGAUCAGCGUUCACAUAACACAAGUUGGAUUCGAGCUGCGGUGUUCAGUCAGAGCUAGCUUCGGAAAAGGCACCGCUGCCAGUGUUCCUGUCAUGUCAGAUCCAAAGUUUAUUGGGAUAAAGAUAUCUGAUAAAACACUUGAGCUGUCAGAAGGGGAUUUCGCUGACAUAUCCCUCCAGCUGACGGCACCAUUUGGAUGUGGGACUACAGCUGGUACAUGUGAACUAAACAUAGAAUCUGUUCACCUUGUUAUUUUGGCUUCGGAGUGGAAUAAAGCUGCCACGGUCAGGGUAUUUGGUCAAGUUUCCCAGAGCCUUGGAUCAUCAAGUAACACCUUGAAACUGAAGCUGGCAACCCCUGACGUGCUAUUUGACAACAUGUUUUGGGUUCAGCUGAAAAAGAACACCACGCUGAUUGCGCGGAAGUCGUGUCAUGCUGUCAAUGAUCCACACAUGCUGACAUUUGAUGGAAGGCGAUACGAACAUCAAUAUGAAGGUGUCUUCACUAUGUAUAAGCACACAAUCUUUCCCAUUGAGGUUCAAAUACAGACAGCGGACUGCGGAAGGGGUGUGCACAACGCGUGGUGUAACUGUGGAGUUGCUAUACGAGCUGGGAGGACGGUGUUUGAGUUCAACAGGUGCGAGGGACAGUCCAGUAUCUGGACAAUAGAAUACACACUGUGUGAAGACAGCGGAGAUGUACUACAGGUCAAGAAGAAGGGCAACAAUUAUGAGGUGUAUCUGCCCACUGGAGGAAGAGUGACAGUUAAUGUCUACGGCAUCUACCUGAACGUUUACAUCUACCCAUCAAUCCAAGACGUAAAUAACACCCGUGGUCUCUGUGGGACACUAACAGCAAACUGCAGGGACGACUUUUUCCUGAGGGACGGCACCUACUCUACAGACGUCACAGCGACGGGUGACUGCGGAACUACAUCCAACGUCUGGCAGAAUCUUCUCACUACAUUCUCGAACUCAUGGAAGUGA
Molecule: messenger RNA, 1152 nt
Organism: Haliotis rufescens (red abalone)
Lineage: Eukaryota; Metazoa; Mollusca; Gastropoda; Lepetellida; Haliotidae
Exons: 8
Coding region: 1-1152 (383 amino acids)
Source: RefSeq, a predicted model, not a curated record